UUGUAUGUGUGUGUGUGUAGGUCAUUGUAGGGGUGGGUGGUCAACCAGCACCCCUUCUCCUCACCGCCCAGCUGAGGGGCACACUUCCCUUCUGCCUUAGUUCCCCUAAGAGAAACGUUCAUCCUCAUAGGCCCUUCAGUUGUGGUAUACCUCCCUCCCAUGAUCUGGGACUUUCUGCCCCAAGUCUGGAUUAACUGGAAGGAGCACAGGGAGCCAGAUAGGGGCUACCAUGGACACACUUGGGUUCAACUGGACUCCAGACACCAGCUUCCCUCUGUUCCUGAUGCAGCCACUACCACCAAAGCUGCUGCUAAUGCUGUGGCUGUUGCUGACUUUGCCAGUGAGGUCUCUGGAUGUCCCAGAGGGGCAGCAUGCUGACCAGGGAUCCCUGCCCUCCUCAGCUCCACUCCGUCAACUCCAGUGCUACUGUAUGAGACCCAAGGGGCACAUGAACUGUACCUGGGAACCCAGCUUGGAUCCUGGCAUUCCUUAUAACUUCUACUAUCAGAGCUUAAAGUACCACCCUAACAGGAUCCAAAAUGUCACAGUGCCCAAAGGCCAAAGUUGGAUCAUUGUGGAACGAGAGCGUCUCACUGUCUCUGACCGGUACCUUGUAUGGCUGAGCCCAAAGGACAACGCUUCCCAGCCUGGAGACCCGGAGCCAUUAAGCUUGUAUUUGGAUUCCAUAGUGAAGCCUGAGCCACCAAAGUUAUCCCAUGAAGUAGAGUUCUCUGAUGACCCCACAGUGGUCACUGUCACUGUCAUUGCUCCGGCCUGGCCUCCCCAUGAAAACUUCAAGUAUCAGCUUCGUUUCCGGGACAUCUCUGCUUCAGUAUGGCAAUAUGUGGAGCCUAGAGAUUUAUUAACUUCAUCCUUUCUGGAGCUUCCAGGCUUAGAGCCAGCCACAGUUUAUGAGGUAUCCUCCCGCUCCCAACUGCAAAACAAUAUGGGCUUUUGGAGUGACUGGAGCGCCACCCUGAAAUUCCAAAGCCUCCCUGCUGGUAAGUCCUUUCCUCUCUUAGGGCUGAGAGACCCAAGUGCUGGACACUCAUGUGUUUCCACCAUCUCCUCUCUCCUUCCUAGUGACUGGAGAAGUUCCUCACUCCAUCCUUCUCUGUCCUUGUGCUUCUGUUUAGCCCCAACCGGCCAGGUGGACGUGUGGGUCUUUGGGUUGCCUUGCAGUGGCCCACACCCUCAAGAAGAGUCCUAUGUUUUGCUAUGGAAGGACCUCAUGCCUGGGUUGGGGCUGAGCUAUAAGGUGGUGUUCCAGGUACCAGGUGGAGACCUGCACCUUAUGGUCAUCCCCUGCUGCAGUACCCUUCUUCCCAAAGACACAGAGUGGGUAUCAAUAGUGGCCUUCAAUAUUACUGGCCAGAGGCAUCCAUCCAACCUAACCCUGGCCUGUUCAGGUUCUGCUCCUAAGCAGGUCCAAGUACACAGCAUGGGAAAUCAGGGGAUGUUGGUCACAUGGUUAGCAGAGCCACAGGAACACCAGGAGUUUAUAGUGGAGUGGACCAAAGAAGAGACGUCUUUCCAGGAGCUCAACUGGACCCAUGUGCCGAAUGGGAGUCACAGCACACUGCUGAGAGGAAACUUCAAGAAAGGAGUUCCAUACCGAGUGACUGUGAGUAGUGUCUCUCUGAAGGGCCUGGCCUUUGCCACUCCAGUCUGGGGGUACAGUCAGGAGAUAGCACCCCUAGAAGGGCCAGUUCUGUGGCAGAUUCCGAGUGCUGCCAGUGGGGCACUGACUGUAGCAUGGGCUGAGCUCCCCAGAGGACAACGUGGGGGACACUUCACACACUACACCCUGUAUGUGCAGCCAGACUCUGGGCGCCUCACCCUUCUGAAUGUGAGUGCGGAUACCCUAAAUGUGACCCUAUGGGACCUGCCUGGAGGAUACUAUAAGAUGUGGGUGACAGCAUCCACCAUUGCUGGCCCUGGUCAGCCUGGCCAGCUCCUCCAACUCUUCCUCCCUGAGAAGAAUUGGAAAGAGUGGAAAAUGCUGUGGAAUGUCCUGCUGUUCUGUGUUUUGCUAUCGAUGAGUUGCUGCCUGGGUUUGGUGUUCUCCAAGUGCUGCCUCUGUCAAAAGUUUCUGCCACAUUGGGUCUCUGAAAGGAUCCCUGAUCCCUCCAAUAGCAAGAGCAUGCAGCCUUGGGGAGAGGAGGUUCCCCAGGCUCCGCCUCCCAAGGACGCCCUUUUCCUAGACGUGGAAGAAGUAGAGACUCCAAUGUCCGCACCCCCCCAGCCUCCAGAGGCUCCCAUCCCAUUUGACUCUGGAUAUGAGAAACACUUUCUGCCCACACCUGAAGAGCUGGGCCUUCUGACCCUGCCCAGACAACAAAACUUCACCUGAGGAGUCCUGGACAAUGAAACUCUGUCAAGAGGGUGGAUCCGUGAUGUAGAGGAACCAAGCCCAGGAUUAAGACAUUGCCCUGAUUCUGGGGGGACUAAGUCUCAAAACCAUAGAAGAUCAAACCUAGAAGGGGCUUAGGAACUGCUUUGUCUGCUCCAUCUCCUAUCUUACAGCAACGGAGACUUAAGGGGGCAAGGAUGAGAAUGGGAGAAGAUUUGCCCAAAGCCAUACAGCAAGUUAGAACCAGGGCUGGGACUCAAUCUUGUCCCCCACCCCACCCCACCCAGUUCCUUUCUGCUCUGGGGGACAGCCAUGGGAAGAUCCUGCUGUGUUCCUCUAUCAUUCUGAGGAUGUGUGGAGAAGAGCACAUGAUGUCCUGCAGUGAGCCAGAGAGUUUAGGGUAGAAGGGACCUCAGAGGUCCAAUAGUCCAACUCCCCGCCUCAUACAGAGCAGGAAACAGAAGUGCAGAGAGAGAAGUUCCUCCCUCAAGGGAGCAGAAGGAGAACUCAACUAACACCUGAGCUCCCUGACACUAAACCCAGUGCUCUCCCUUUUGCGCUACACUCCUUGUUCAUCCUGCCGACAUAUAUGAGCAGGGGAUGCAGUCAAGUCUCUCCCCUUCCCCCAAAUCUUGAAUGGCCUCCCCACUGUCUAUGGAACCAAGUCCAAACCUUUCUUCCUGGCAUUCAAGGUCCUGCUGUCUUGUCCCAGCUCUCUAGCUUUACCUCCCACAGCCCCGCUCCGUCCUCUCCAGUGCCUAACAGCCUACGUAGAGCUCACCAUUCACAGCUGAAACACACCACCUCACCAUCUCUCCAGGUUUUGGUUCCCUCAGUUCAUUCUGCCUUUCUCCCCUGAACUCUAAUCCAUCCUUUCAGACUCAGCUCACAUGGCACCUCCUCCAGGAAGCCUUCUCUGCAGACCUGAUCCCCUCCCUCCUUUGCUCUCCCUAGACUCCGUUUGUACCACUCUCACUAAAACAGAUUAUAUGUCACCUUGACCUUGGAUUCUA
Vombatus ursinus (common wombat) is the source of this 3366-nucleotide messenger RNA. It is a transcript of the gene IL27RA, whose product is annotated as interleukin 27 receptor subunit alpha. Gene Ontology annotation, molecular function: interleukin-23 binding; interleukin-12 receptor binding; interleukin-27 receptor activity. Gene Ontology annotation, cellular component: interleukin-23 receptor complex; external side of plasma membrane; interleukin-12 receptor complex. NCBI's taxonomy places the organism in Eukaryota, Metazoa, Chordata, Mammalia, Diprotodontia, Vombatidae. Gene Ontology annotation, biological process: cytokine-mediated signaling pathway; positive regulation of activated T cell proliferation. The record is from RefSeq and is a predicted model, not a curated record. The coding region runs from base 230 to 2353 and encodes 707 amino acids. The transcript is spliced from 13 exons.